Haliotis rufescens (red abalone) is the source of this 1319-nucleotide messenger RNA. Its product is annotated as protein AAR2 homolog. NCBI's taxonomy places the organism in Eukaryota, Metazoa, Mollusca, Gastropoda, Lepetellida, Haliotidae. The record is from RefSeq and is a predicted model, not a curated record. The transcript has 5 exons. Gene Ontology annotation, biological process: spliceosomal tri-snRNP complex assembly. The coding region runs from base 154 to 1293 and encodes 379 amino acids.
UGGGAGCGAAGUGUGGUAGGCUAGAGUGACGUCCCUUGGAGGAAGUGGUUAUCGUUUGGAAAACGUUCAAAACAGAGGUCUUACGUACAGCACGUGGAAACUCUGCUUACGCUGUCAUGAUCUGAGAAUCUGUGGUGUUGGUGGCGUUUCACAAUGGACCAACAAACGGCUCAGGUGUUGUUCAAAGAGGGGGCUACGUUCAUCUUCCUGGAUGUCCCGGUCAGCACAGAGUUCGGCAUCGACUACGAUUCCUGGCAAGUGGGGCCGAACUUCCGCGGGGUCAAGAUGAUACCCCCAGGAAUCCACUUUGUGUACUUCAGUGCAUGCAACAAGGAGGGGCAGACCGCCCCUAGAAGUGGAUUCUUCCACAACUUUCAGCCAAGGGAGAUUGUAGUCCGGAAAUGGGACAAGGUGACGGAAGACAUGACCAGCGACGGAGUGACUGCAGUGGACAUGGAGAGAUUCUCGACCAACAUGCAGGAACUUGACAGAUUCCUUGGGCCCUACCCAUAUGAAAACUACAAGAAGUGGGUAUCGAUGACAAGCCACAUAUCCAACACUGUGCUGGAGCACGUUCUGCCAGACAACGGCCUUGUACGUUCCGUCACCCAGUUCGAGUCCAAGGCAAGCACGUCUCAGUCCAGGAAGCGAGACCGAGAACAACAGUCGAUGGAAACCGAUUCCGACCCGAGUUCAUCUAGCGAUGCUGUAUCGACGGAAGACAGCGAGACGAAGUUCCUCCCUCACAUGACCGUCAUCCCAGGAACCAGCAUUCGGUACAGCAACAUCACAAAACGUCGGUACCCGUCUGGCGCCACACCCGCCGAGGUCACGCGAUACAGCAUGGAUUCUUCCUUCCUGCUGGAGACCAUUCUCAGUGAGCGGUAUUCUGACACAUCCCUCGGAGUCCUCGGCGAAAUACAGUUUGCAUUCAUCUGUUUUCUGAUUGGUCAGAACUAUGAUUCAUUCGAACAGUGGAAGAAGCUGGUUCAUGUUCUGUGUACGAGCGAAGAGGCUCUGUGCGUCCAUACGGAACUCUUUCUUCAUCUGGUGACCGUUCUUCAUUUUCAGAUUCGGGACAUACCGGAAGAUUUCUUUGUUGAUAUUGUGUCACAGAAUAAUUUCCUGACCACCACGCUGCAAGAGUUCUUCUCAAACUUGCAGUCAAAUCCUGUUGAUGGUAACCUUAAACGCAAGGGGCUGAAAUUUUGUGAUCAUUUAACUGAAAAGUUUCAAUGGGAUUUUAUGGCUGAACCUGAAGACUAUGCACCUGUAGUUGUUGAAACUGAGUAAUAAAAGAAUGCAGGAUUUAGUGUUAA